AGGACGAAGCGCGAGCCGUGGGCUCGCCACGGCCUGCCUGGGCUCAGUCGCCCGCCGCCGAUUGCCCGGUCAGCCCGCCAGACGCUGGAGGGCGAUACUCGUAGGCCAGGUCGCCGCACGCUGCGCUGUCUACGCUCUACAGACUUUCACUGGAAUCAGGAUGUCGUCGACUGAUUCUCUGGGUCCACCUGCCACCUUCCUGGGCGACUACCACAUGAAGUUCAUUAAAAGACUGACGUCAAGCAAUCUUUUACGGAGACCUCACUUCACGAUCUUGAAGAACAACCUGAAGUGCAGGAUUUAUCCCUUUUCCUUACGAAGUGCUGUAGCUGCCUGUGCCGUCACCGUCGCCUUGUAUAUGUCAGAUGUUGGAGUAAUACCGCAGAUGGUUGAUGGAGCAGUCACUCAUAUUGAAAGAUGCCAUGAGGAUGAGGUGCAGUUAAGAACUUGCAAAACGCUGACGAGUUUGAUGCUGGGACUCGUCCUGUGGAUGAUAAUGGUGGUGAGCGUGCGCUACUUGCUGAGCGCCCUCCUAGUCUACAAGGGCUGGAUUUACGAACGAGAAGGAGGUUCUAAGCUGUCGCUACCGACGAAGCUGUGGUUCGCGCUGCUGAAGGCGUUGACGUUCAAGCAGCGCCCCAUGCUGUGCAGCUACCAAGGCGUGCUGCCCAAGCUACCUGUGCCAGCGCUGCGUGACACCCUCCAACGGUAUCUCCGCACUGUCCGUCCACUCUAUGAUGAUGUACAUUACGCUCUAAUCGAGAAACUAGCUUACGAGUUUGAGAAUGGUGUAGGGCCAAAGCUUCAACGAUAUCUAAUGGCGAAAUCAUGGCUAUCCGAAAAUUACGUCUCUGACUGGUGGGAGGAAUACGCCUACCUGCGCUGCCGCGCUCCAAUACUCAUCAAUUCAAAUUACUAUGGCAUCGACCUCAUCCUUGCAAAUCCAACACACGUGCAGUCCGCUCGUGCUGGAAUGCUAAUCCACAGAUUUAUGAAAAGUCAGAAGAAAAUAUUAUACCAGACGCAAGACCCGCUUCUGAUUCAACGAGUCAUUCCCUUGUGUUCGUCGCAAUAUAUGCAACUUUUCAACACGACAAGAGUACCAGGAGAAGAAACAGAUAGACUUGUACAUUACGAAGACUCAGACCACGUUGUUGUGUAUCAUCAGGGACGUUACUUCAAACUGGUCGUCUACUGCAACGGACGAAUUCUUGAGCCAUGCGAAAUUGAACAGCAGAUAAUACAGAUUCUGCAGGAUAGGAGUCUUCCAGCUAUUGGCGAAGAGAAGGUCGCGGCUCUGACUGCUGGGGACAGACCUCAUUGGUCAAGAAUCCGCCAAAAGUUCUUCUCCUACGGAGUCAAUCAGCAGUCUCUGGAGGACAUAGAAACGGCUGCGUUUUUCGUUGCGCUCGAUGACGGUCCACUCGAGUUCGACGAGAAUGAUCCAAGGAAACUUGAGAAUUUCGGCCGAGUUGGCUUUCACGGGAAAGGUUAUGAUCGAUGGUUUGACAAGUCAAUCACUCUUGUCAUUGGAUCCAACGGACAUGCCGGAUUCAAUGCAGAACAUACAGGAGCGGAUGGUGCAGCAAUGGCCCAGACAUGGGAAUACGUGUUACAAGCAGAGGUGCUGACAAGAGACAAAUCAUAUUAUAGGCCAGAUGGGCACACUGCAGGAACUCCGAAAGUCGUUCCUCCUCCACCAACACGACUGCAAUGGGAUUUGGAAGAUUGUGUUGAUGCUAUCGAGUCUUCAUACCAGGUUGCUUGCGAACUCAUCAGUGAUCUAGACUUACGGAUCCUACAUCACAACGCAUAUGGGAAAGGUUUCAUCAAACAGUGCGGAGUAAGUCCUGACGCAUACAUUCAGAUGGCCCUACAACUGGCUUAUUUCAGGGACGUUGGGAAGUUCACUCUCACGUACGAGACUUCGACGACGAGGUUGUAUCUUAAAGGCCGGACAGAAACCGUUCGUCCGUGUACGAUGGAAUCUGUUGCCUGGGUGAAAGCCAUGACGGAUAAGAACUACUCCGUGGAAGAGAAGAUGUCUCUACUGAAGGCAGCAUGUGCAGUGCACAUAAAAAGCUGCAAAGACGCCAUGUGUGGUAAAGGAGUCGACCGCCAUCUUUUCUGCCUAUACGUUUUGUCAAAGUAUUUGAAGACUGAGUCUCCAUUCCUUCAGGAGGCACUUAGUGAACCAUGGCGACUGUCGACUUCUCAGACACCACACAACCAGAUAGGAAAGGCGGACCCUAGGAAAAUUCCCAGCUGUAUUACGCCAGCAGGGGGCUUUGGUCCUACUGACAAGGAUGGAUACGGAGUUUCCUAUAUCAUCUCUGGAGAAGAUGUACUCUUCUUCCAUGUAACAAGCAAGCGCAGCUCACCUGUAACGGACUCCACCAGAUUUAGUAAUGGUAUCAAAACCGCUCUUACGGAUAUGAGGAAUUUGUUUCUGCAAUGGAAGGAGAUAAAUAAAGAGAAGAAAGCUUUUAAAACGUGAGGUACGAGAAGGUCCUGGAUUGGUGAACGUAUCAGAAAAUGUGCAAAAAAACGUGGUUCCACUACGGAUGUAUAUAAUAAACUAUUUUUUGUACGCUGUGAAAA
Molecule: messenger RNA, 2601 nt
Organism: Schistocerca piceifrons (Central American locust)
Lineage: Eukaryota; Metazoa; Arthropoda; Insecta; Orthoptera; Acrididae
Product: carnitine O-palmitoyltransferase 1, liver isoform-like
Exons: 16
Coding region: 161-2497 (778 amino acids)
Biological process (GO): fatty acid metabolic process; carnitine metabolic process
Cellular component (GO): mitochondrion
Molecular function (GO): carnitine O-palmitoyltransferase activity
Source: RefSeq, a predicted model, not a curated record